Molecule: messenger RNA, 4518 nt
Organism: Pecten maximus
Lineage: Eukaryota; Metazoa; Mollusca; Bivalvia; Pectinida; Pectinidae
Exons: 6
Coding region: 88-915 (275 amino acids)
Source: RefSeq, a predicted model, not a curated record
UCCAUCGCCGACUCAGCAGUACAUGUGAAGAACUGACAUCGAAAUAGGGGUUUUCAACUCGAUCGCAAAGAAGAAAUACAUUUCAAAAUGACUGAUACGAAAUCCAGUUUGGCCCGUGAUGGUACCAUGCAGGUUACUGCCAAGGAGGGUAUUGAAUACUUGGAGGCAUCGGGUAAAGAUAGGCUGUUAGAGAGGCAGGGCCUGAAGGAGCCAAAGGCUGACAAACCUGUUGUGGCUCGGGAUGGAACCAUGGUGGCAACAGCAAAGGAAGCUGAUGCUUUAUUAGGUAAUAACAGACCGGAUGACGACGCAAAGACAAGAGGUCAGAAUGUGAAGAUUCAGGAUAUGGCUAAGGAAGAACCGCCCGCUAAGAAACCCAGAAUGGCCAAGGGAGUAACAAUGAUUGGUACUGCUCAGGAGGCUGAACAAAUUCUGGGCGGAAACAAACCUGAUGCUGACGCCAUGACUCGCGGCCAGCAGAAGAAAAUUGCUGAGAUUUCAAAAGAAACUCCCCCGACCCCUACGAAAAAAUCUCGCAUGUCCAAGGAAGGCACAAUGGCCGCCACAGCUAAGGAAGCUAAAGCAUAUUACAUUGGAAAGGACAAACUUGGGGACACAAGGUCAGAAUCCAAAGCACUGAAGCAGACUGCAGCUGGAGCACCAAAGAAAAUGACAUCUAUUGCCAAGACAAUAGGAGAAGCGGCCUAUGUUGUUCCUGAUAUCAAUGUAAAUGAAGGUAGAAAAACGAGAUCUCAGUCAAACCCUAAGCCAUCAAUGAAGCGUGCCGGAACCAUGCAGCAGACAGCCAAAGACGGCAAAGAGUUUUUAAAACGUGGCAGGAAGUCAAAGAAGGCUGCCGCAGAAAAAAUUAUAGAAGACGCUGAAGAAGAGGAGGAGGAGGAAGAUGACGAGUAGAUAAUUCCUUCUGACAAUUCAUUUGUUGAAUCAUUUGAAGUUGAUUGUAAAAUAUGUCAUCAUUUACUAGCGAAAUUCUUGAUAUUUCUUCUAUAUGUGAAAUCCCAAGGAUAUACAUGUGAGUUCUUCUUGACAUUUGUUUAGAUGGGUGAAUCAAAGAAGUAGAAUUUGUGUUUGUAUAUGGUUUUCAUCUUGAGUUGAAAGUGUAGUGAUGGUUUUUCAAAUACAGAAAUGAACAUCACCAGGUUUUUGUGCACUUACAUAUUUAUAAUUGUACAUUGUAGCAUUUUCUUGUGAAUCACACAUUGACUGAUUUCACUCAUUUUGUGAGAUUUCCAUAUAUACAAUUUUUGUACGUUUAAUGUGGUUCUUUCCUCCUUCUUGCAUCCACAUUGAAAUAUUUUAAAUGUAUUUUUUUUCCCCGAGACCCCAUUCUGGAAUUGUGUUAGGUUGUCUAAAUCAGGUAUAGAUGAUUUGUUCAACAUGUGCUGUCUGAACCAUUUCAGGCAAUUUUUUAAUAGUUUUUGCACAUCUAGGAAAUUAAGGGGAGACAAUCAAUUGUCAAAGGAAGACAUCCAUGUUGUUACUCAGUAAAAUGAUACAAAAAUGAUAUUUAUGAUAGAUUUUGAUUCAAUUGAAUGGUAUUUAAUGAACACAAUGUAAAUUACAUUCGUAAGGAAUUUGUUGAAUCAUGUGAUCUGUAUUUUCGAUUAAUUGUGAUUGUGUUAGACACGGCAUAUACAUUAUUUUUUUCUAUGAAUCUGUGAAAAAAAGGGAAUAUGAAAUGGCAGCAACUAUUUGCAUAGAAUAAUCAUGUAGUGUCAACAUUUCUUGUUUUUGUUUGCAUUUGUUUUGUUCAUUAUUUUAUCAAAGAAUAUCUUCUAUAUUUAAAAGGUAUUAUAUAUAAUAUAUGUUUUACACAUUGAAUAAAAUUGAAUUUUCCAUGAACUUUUUACAAGUGCAGUAUAAAAUAUCAAGCACUGUGAGUAUUAAGUUCAUAUUCUGUAUUAGAUUGAUAAUAUCUCAAUACGAUCAAAAUUAAUUCUUAUCAUUAAACUUUUGGGGGUGGGAGAAUGCAUUCGAGUAGAAGGUUUAGUUUUUCAACUAUUAAUGAUUUUUAAAUAAAAUACAAUAAAAUGUUGUAUAUAUAUAUAUACUGUUAGCAUACCAGUGUACAAGCUAUUUUUAGGGCUGAAUUUCAUUGUGAUUGCUUUAUGUGAUAUGAUUUUAUCACAUUCUGGUUGUAUCUUUAGCAUGUGGAUACAGUUACAGGUUGUGCUUUACACUGCUACAGUUAGCAGUGUUCGUACCCAGCCAUGAUCAGUUUUAGCAUUUUUUUCUGUUCUAAGGCAUUUUUCAUUUCCUUAUUCCAUUUCAGAAUACCAAUCACAGCACAGCUUAGACACGGCACAUUAUCCUGUUAUAGCACUGAGCUCUGAUCAGUAAGGGUGAACGUAUAUCAUUAUUGUAGAAACCACUUCCUAAAUAUUUUAUGUACCCAGCAGGUAGAUUUUUCUGGACAUUAAAAUUUUUCACAGAAAUGACUGACAUGACCAGCGCACAGUGAAAGUAUCAUCGCAGUGAUUUAUCAAUUUACAUUUGGUUUACACUCCCUAACACUCAAUGUUUUAAGAGUUUAUAAAUGUUGGUAUGAACCCAAACCAUCAGAGAAUGUAGGUCAUGUUGUAUUUCAUUGUUGUAUCUUUAUGUGAUAAUUUCAACCAUGUCGUACUAACAAAUAUUUUAUCAUUAACUACAUUCUAUUCAAGUCAUGCAUGUUCAUCAUAUGAAAAGAAAACAUUUACUGUCGUUCACAUCAUUUCAAAACUUAAUAUCAAAACAUGGAUAUAUUUAUGCCAUCGUUUGUUUACAUGCAUACAUGCAUUUUUUUAUAAAAAAAAUAUAAACGAAAAUAUAUGAUUCUAAAUGCCAUUUGAAUAUUUGCUUCUUUGUGCUGAAAUUUUGUAUUAUCAGCUAAGAGCUUGUUUGUUAAAAAACCUAAUUAGUUAAUUAAUUAAUGUGUCUGUAUGAUUUAACAGUAAUUAGUAUGUUCCAGCUUUUUCAUGUGUAAAUAUUUCUACCAUUGAUAUUUGCACAUAUAAUUAAGGUUAUAUGCUACCUUGCCUAAUGAAUAUUUAAGUGAUUUUUGAUAGAAGGAGAGCCACAUUCUGAUAUAACUGUAGCUUCAUGUUGUAUUAAAUUCAGUAUCCUAAUUAUUAGAAUUUAUUCUGACAUGGAUUUAAGAGUAAAUAAUUAUUUCAUCAAGUAUUGUAGUAUUUAAAAAAAAAAUGAGCUGCACAAUUAAAACAAGACUUUUUAGCCAAAGAAAUGGACAUAUCCACUUUAUAUAUCAUUUAUCUUAAUAUUUCAGGAACAUGUGUUCAGAUUACUUCAAAUUUUUUAAAAUUAUUUUUGAAGAUAAAUGGCCCUUUCCUGUCUAUUUGUUCAAUUACUUUUGAAUUAUGUAUUGAUAAAAAUAUCUUGAUUAAUGUAAAUUUAAGGAAGCAUAUAUCCUUAGUUAGCUACACAGAUAUAAUUGUUUAUCUGAUUGAGUUUUUAACAUCAUUGCUUGUGUAACACUGCCAUCAUUCAUCAGGAAAAUGUACGUUCAGCUGUAUUUAUGAAGAAAGAAAAUCCAUUUAUCCAUGCGACAAUUCUGUCCUGAAUGCAUUUAUAGUGUGGAUGUCCGUUGUUUGGGUGAGAGGACAUUUAAUGAUCUGGGUAUAUGUGUUGGUGGUAGAAUUGUGAAGCAGAAAUCUGAUUCAUACUCGGAGUAAGAUAUGAAACGGUCAUGUUUUAUUUUCAUAGUGAUUUUUAAUCAUAAUUUUCUAUAUGAUGACAUAAGUAUAGAAUGUUUUACUUGGAAAGAUUUUUAAUACAUCAACAAUUUCAUAUCUUUUAUCAUGUUUGCAUAAAGAUUAUGUGUGACUUGGACAUAUACAUGUACAUGGUAUACGGCCAGGUUCGUCUUCAUUGUCUGUGCAUUGUAAAUUCAUUUAUUCAGAUAUUUGUUUCAAAAUGAGUUCUGCAAUAACAAGGUUCCCUGUCAAAAGAACAUAGAUACAUAUUUAUCGUUUUACAAUAGAAAGUUGUUUCAGUUUUUCAAAAAAAUGUUAAUUAUAGUUAAAUAUACUGGGUAUAUAUGAUAAUAUAUAAGUAUGAAAAUUUUACUUGUUUUCCCAGAAACAUUUUAACAAGAUGUCUAAUGUUUGAAUAAGGUAAUCCAUCAGUAUCUGUGAUACAAAGACACCUGUUUUAUACAAAAUGCUUGAUAAAGCUUAUAACUUUUAAUGUUUAAAUAUAUAGGUUAACUUUCUGAUAUCAGAAUUAGCCUUAGCAAGUUGUUAAUUAAUUUUUGAAUUUAACGGAUAAAUAAUUUAUAUUUAUCUCUUUAUAAAUUAUAAAGGUAGAUUAAAUUUGUCAUAAACCAGAAUGAAUUCAAUUUAUUUUUUGUAUAUUUAUUCUACUUUGUUUCAAGUAUCAGCAAUUUUAUAAGACAUUGUUACCGGUUUUCAUUUCAGUGUAAAAUGUGAGAUGUAUUUUAUCAAACAUGACUGAUUUUGUAAGUGAAUGAAACAAAUUAAAAAAAACUAUUUAGCAAAU